CAUUACUAAUGAACUUUAGAGUAGAUUUGUCACUGUAGUUUGUAGCAAUGAACGGUGCUGUUAGAACCGCCGUUAAGGUUUCCGGCGACCACAAAACACCGCCGUCGAGCUUAGAUCUCAACGCCGGUAGCCGAUUAGCACCACCUCCUUACGAUUCAUCCUAUGUCUUAGCCACCAGAUCAUCCAGACAAGUUCUCUCUUACUGGACAUGCUCUAAGCUUUGUGCAAUUUUCUUUGUUGGUGGAGUUGUUUUUGGUUACACACUCAGAGGACGUGUUAAGCGUUGGGCUUCUAAGAUUCUCAAGAAACUUAGCUGAAACAAAUUUUGAUUUCACUUACUGAUUUGGUUAGGGUUUAGUUUCAUAUAAAUCUUAGCUUGAGAAAAAAAAAUGUGAAUUUUGCUCAAUUCUUAGAGAUACUUACUGAUUAUGAUUGUUGCUUUAUGGUUUUCUACCAUUGCUCGA
Messenger RNA from Vicia villosa (hairy vetch), 464 nucleotides. RefSeq lists its product as uncharacterized. Lineage: Eukaryota; Viridiplantae; Streptophyta; Magnoliopsida; Fabales; Fabaceae. Bases 48 to 317 code for a protein of 89 amino acids. The transcript has 2 exons. The record is from RefSeq and is a predicted model, not a curated record.